CGGUAAGGUACCCGGAUGUGAAAGGCCAUGUGCACAACUCCCGUCUGUCCUCCUCCUUCACUCGUUAUAUCACCCGUCUGCCAGACGCGCGCCGUGUAGCACCCACAAGCCUCUAUCCUUACAAGUAUGUUUCGUCUACCAACCGUCAUGAAGCAGGUGAGGCCUGUUUGCAGGGCCUUGGCUCCUCACCUCACUCGGGGCUACGCCAAGGACGUGAAGUUUGGGGCUGAUGCUCGUGCCCUCAUGCUGCAAGGAGUGGACCUGCUUGCUGACACUGUUGCUGUCACAAUGGGACCUAAGGGUCGGACAGUCAUCAUUGAGCAGAGCUGGGGCAGCCCAAAGGUGACUAAAGAUGGCGUCACGGUGGCCAAGAGCAUUGACCUGAAGGACAAGUACAAGAACAUCGGUGCCAAGCUGGUGCAGGACGUGGCCAACAACACCAACGAGGAGGCCGGAGACGGCACCACCACUGCCACAGUUCUGGCGCGUGCCAUUGCCAAAGAAGGUUUCGACACCAUCAGCAAAGGCGCCAACCCGGUGGAGAUCCGCAGAGGUGUGAUGAUGGCCGUGGAGACGGUCAUCAGCGAGCUGAAGAGACUCUCCAAGCCAGUGACGACUCCUGAGGAGAUUGCUCAGGUUGCAACCAUCUCAGCGAACGGAGACACAGAAAUUGGAAACAUCAUUUCUAAUGCCAUGAAGAAAGUUGGGCGCAAAGGAGUCAUCACCGUUAAGGACGGAAAGACCUUGCACGACGAGCUUGAGAUCAUUGAGGGAAUGAAGUUUGACCGUGGUUACAUCUCCCCCUACUUCAUCAACACUGCCAAAGGACAAAAGUGUGAGUUCCAGGAUGCCUACCUGCUGCUGAGUGAGAAGAAGAUCUCCAGUGUCCAGAGCAUCGUUCCAGCCUUGGAGAUUGCCAACCAGCACAGGAAGCCACUGGUCAUCGUGGCGGAGGAUGUGGACGGAGAGGCGCUGAGCACCCUGGUCCUUAACAGGCUGAAGGUCGGUCUGCAGGUGGUGGCUGUCAAAGCCCCGGGAUUUGGAGACAAUAGGAAGAAUCAGCUGAAAGACAUGGCCAUUGCCACUGGGGGCACUGUGUUUGGUGACGAGGCCCUGGGACUGGCUCUGGAGGACAUCCAGGCUCAUGACUUUGGUAAAGUUGGGGAAGUGCAGAUCACCAAGGAUGACACCCUGCUGCUCAAAGGAGCUGGAAACCCUGCCGAAGUGGAGAAGCGUGCGGCAGAGAUCGCUGAGCAGCUGGAGAGCACCACCAGCGACUAUGAGAAGGAGAAGUUCAAUGAGCGACUGGCCAAGCUGUCCGAUGGUGUGGCCGUGCUCAAGAUCGGAGGAACCAGCGACGUGGAGGUGAACGAGAAGAAGGAUCGAGUGACUGACGCUCUCAAUGCCACUCGCGCUGCAGUUGAGGAGGGCAUUGUUCCUGGAGGAGGCUGCGCUCUGCUGCGCUGCAUCCCGUCUCUGGAGGGAAUCAAAACUGCCAACGCCGACCAGAAAAUCGGAGUGGACAUCAUCAAACGCGCCCUGCGCAUCCCAGCCAUGACCAUUGCCAAGAACGCUGGUGUUGAGGGCUCUCUAGUCGUGGAGAAGAUCCUCCAGGGCCCAGCUGAGGUCGGGUACGAUGCGAUGCUCGGGGAGUACGUCAACAUGGUGGAGAAGGGCAUCAUUGACCCCACCAAGGUGGUGAGGACAGCGCUCCUGGACGCAGCUGGUGUGGCCUCCCUGCUCUCCACAGCUGAGGCCGUGGUGACAGAGAUUCCCAAGGAGGAGAAGGAGAUGCCAGGAGGCGGCAUGGGAGGCAUGGGUGGAAUGGGAGGCAUGGGCGGUGGCAUGGGCUUCUAAGUCGUUCCUCCUGACUCUUUCCGAAAGACUUAAAGGGCAGAAUGGUGCAGCGGAAAGCUUCUGCACCCAUUCCACCGAAUCUGUCCUCACCGACUUGACCAAGUUUGCGAUUGCUGCCGCAAAAAUGGUUAACGCCCACAACUACAAACAGUUCCGCCUGAAGGAGGCCGACUAUUCUCUCGUUCAUACAGUCCGAGAGCCCGCAGUGUCCAGUAAUGGAACCAGAGCCCCCUGUCACAGUCGCCAUCAUCUUCAUCCAUGAGAAAUGCUGGACGUUUUAUUUCUCCAUCUGUUGCUCUCUAACAUCGUCUGAAACUGCUCUCACUCUAGUGCGCCGUUGACAAAGGUUUGAAUGAAGAGUGGAAUGUGUUGUCCUCAAUGUUUGUCUUUUGUUAAUUUUUUUGGUUUUUUUUAUAUAUAUAUAAUGUGAAAGUUUUCUCCUGCUGAUCUGAAGUGGGUUAGAACUUGUCAGUUGAUUUAAUUAAAAGAAUUUUGUCAUAAAAGCA
Molecule: messenger RNA, 2363 nt
Organism: Synchiropus splendidus (mandarinfish)
Lineage: Eukaryota; Metazoa; Chordata; Actinopteri; Syngnathiformes; Callionymidae
Gene: hspd1
Product: heat shock 60 protein 1
Exons: 11
Coding region: 127-1857 (576 amino acids)
Biological process (GO): positive regulation of interferon-alpha production; T cell activation; mitochondrial unfolded protein response
Cellular component (GO): mitochondrial matrix; mitochondrial inner membrane
Molecular function (GO): ATP-dependent protein folding chaperone; protein-folding chaperone binding; ATP binding
Source: RefSeq, a predicted model, not a curated record